AGAAAGAACCAUGGAGAUGGAAUACUUUUGAUCAUACAACUCCAUAAUUUAAAAAAUUCCAAAUUUAACCCGAUUCUGAAAAUUUCAAAUCGGCAUGAGUUUAUGAGAUUCCGAAAUUUCGAUUCCAAAAAAUUGAAAUGGAUACUCAUUUUCGAAUAUUUGGAUUGAAAUUAAUAUUUGUCUAAAAUUUUCGUUCAGUUGAAACUAAGUGGACUGUUACUGAGGAAACUGAAUAGUCGCCGCCACUCCGACACAGCAAUGGUGACGACAAGGAGAAAGGCGGCGGCGGCGGCCUCUGCAACUCCGGACCCGAAAACGCCUGCAAAUGAUCCGGAUCCCCAUUUAAAUGCCCGAAACCCCAAAACCCCAUUCUCGAGCACCGCCAUCACACCCGCCUCAGUCAAAUCGGUCUUGUUGCAAGAUUGGUGGCUGGUAAAGGCUAAAGGAAAGGGUUUGGCCGUUGGAGGAUUUGCUUGGAGAGAGAGACUAGGAGUAAGAGUUUUUUGUUCAGCAGCCAUUUCCAAGAGACAUUCUGCCACUGUUCUUGAGACAGUAGAUGGGAUCAUGAUCACAGUUAGUGGUUGUUUAAAUAGGUCUCGCACGCAUCAAAAUGGCUUUCCAUCUGAGCUAUACGAUCACUUUCUUCUUGGAUUUCCUUUUGACUGGGAGGAAUAUGCUGCUGUUGUCACGGGUGAAGAUUCUACCGACAUAGUUGCUUCAAUGAGGAAUUCAGCUUACAAAAAGUUCAACGUUUCUUCAGGAACCAACAAGAGUAAUUCUUUACCAUUCUCUUUAGAUGAUCUACCAGUGACAAGGGCACGUGAUCUGUCAAUGUUAAGUUUUGGAGACUCUGAUUAUUGUUCACUAGUAAAGAGCAUUUUCAGCGAUAUACUGAAAACAUCCAGGGACAAUGCUUCUGGUCAUACCGGAUCACCAAUCGGUUUAAAUAUGGAAAAUCGUCGUCCAGUGCCAAAUGUGGAUUCUGGAACAACUGAAACUCCAGCUAAGCAUAAGAAGGUUAAGGUUAAGGAGGACAAGAACCCGAUGACAGAAGAAAAUAAGAAAAUUUGCAAGAUUCGGCCUAGCUGUAGUGUAGGUGUUCUCACAAGAAGCAUGACUAGAAGAAGCAUGACUGGGAAUGUUUUCCACAAGAAGAACGACAAGAAGGAAGAUUACACAAAAACACAUGACCAGAAGAAAGUUGUAGCCCACCAGCUUUUCCGUCAGACGCAACGCCGCAACAAGGAAAAAAAAUCGAAGGGUGAAACACAGUAAAUGCUGAAAAUUUGAGUCGUGCUGGUUUUUAUCUGCAGCCAGAAUAUCAAGAGAAAGGCCGAAGAAUAUGAAAACAUCCGCAAGGUACGCCUCUAACUGGCAACUGGAAUGGGCUAUUUCAAUGGAUUUUGAUCCUUCGACGAAUGCUACACUUACUAUCCAUCUGUAAAAAAAAUCGAAAGCUUCGCAGUUGAGUUUUCUUCUCACCUUUGAUGUUACAAAGAUGGUCCGUUACGAUCCUGUAUGCAUUUUAGUAAGCUAUAUCAGUGUCAUUAGAAUGGUUAUAGCGCUUCUCAA
Messenger RNA from Pyrus x bretschneideri (Chinese white pear), 1572 nucleotides. Its product is annotated as protein EMBRYO DEFECTIVE 1674. Bases 259 to 1275 code for a protein of 338 amino acids. NCBI's taxonomy places the organism in Eukaryota, Viridiplantae, Streptophyta, Magnoliopsida, Rosales, Rosaceae. The transcript is spliced from 4 exons. The record is from RefSeq and is a predicted model, not a curated record.